UUGAGUUCCACGAGUUCGCCAUUUUCAGCUCUGUCAUUCAGAGACUGUUGGUUGGCUGAGCCUGGAGGAAAGUCACAGGGCUCCGAGACGGACCGGCCAUGGGAUUGGUGUCAUUUGAGGACAUAGCUGUGCGCUUCACCUGGCGGGAGUGGCAGGGCCUGGAUGCUUCCCAGAGGACCCUCUACAGGGAUGUGAUGCUGGAGAACUACAGCAACCUGCUGUUCCUGAAGCCCUGCAUGGCCAAGCCUAAGCUGAUCUUCAAUUUGGAAUGUGGCUCUGGGCCAUGGAGCCUAGCAGAAGCUUCAGUGCAGAGCUUCCCGGGUGUUCAUAAAGUGAGUGCCCUGAUUGAUACCAGCAAGGAAAAUCCUGAGAUACAUCGGGGGCAACUUGAAAUAACUAACCAAAAGAUACCAAAUGAAGACAUGAUUGAAGCCAAACGGGAGACUCCACAGAAAGUCUACAAAGGGACCAGAUCAUGUCAUGGGAGAGCUCCCGUCAAAACAUUUCACCAGAAGUUAAGGGAAAACAAGAACCAGAUGUUGUACAGCGAAGAGAACCUCUAUGAAUGUAGGGAAUGUGGGAAAACUUUCUCCAAUAACUCAACCCUCAUCAAGCAUCGUAGAAGAACUCAUAAUGUACAGAAGCGCUUUGAAUGUACUGAAUGUGGUAAGAUGUACCAUUGGAAGUCAGACCUCACUGCUCAUCAGAAAACACAUAGACAAGAGAGGAUCUAUGAAUGUAAAGGAUGUGGGAAAGCUUUCUUCCGUAUAUCUCAUCUCAAUGCACAUAAAGUAACUCAUACAGGUGAGAAGCCAUAUAAAUGUACAGAAUGCAAGAAAGCUUUCUAUUACAACUCAGACCUUACUCGACAUAAAAAAACUCAUUUGGGUGAAAAGCCUUAUAAAUGUGAAGAGUGCAUGAAAUGUUUUUCCCGAAAGUCAAAGCUCCUGAUACACCAGAGAACUCACACUGGCGAGAAGCCUUAUGAAUGUACAGAAUGCAGGAAAGCUUUCUCCCAUAAGUCACAGCUUACUGCACAUAAGAUAACUCAUUCAUCUGAGAAUUUUUAUGAAUGUAAAGAGUGUAAUAAAUCUUUCCACUGGAAGUGUCAGCUCACAGCACAUCAGAAAAGGCACACAGGAAAAAGCUUCAUGAAUAAAGAUCACAGGAAAACCUGCCUCAAGUCAGCAGUCACUGGACAUAAGAGAACUCUGAUCACUGAAAAGCCCUGUGUAUGAGUAAUUCGGGCAAGAAGGAUUUCAAGUAUUUACAGAAGAAUUCUACACUAAGUCAGACUUACUGUACAUCAGGGAAACUCAUAAUUGAGAAGCUUUACAGAAUGUAAAGAAUGGAGGAAGGUUCUCCACUGCAAAUCUGACCUCACUCAUCGUCAGAGAUCCACAGAAAUGAGAAGCCACCGUGAAGAAAUUUGCUCAAGGUCAGCCCUAGCAGCAGAGAACAGCGGAUGAAGCAGAGCAGGGACGCUGUCUCACAGAACGUGCAUGGCUUAUCUGCCAGCAGAGAUCCACAGAGAUGGUGUUAGAGAGCUCGGUGGUUAAGAACUCUUGCUUUAUUUUAUUCUUUGGUUUCUCUGUGUAGCCUGGCUGUCCUGG
Onychomys torridus (southern grasshopper mouse) is the source of this 1613-nucleotide messenger RNA. Its product is annotated as zinc finger protein 809-like. The transcript has 5 exons. NCBI's taxonomy places the organism in Eukaryota, Metazoa, Chordata, Mammalia, Rodentia, Cricetidae. Bases 99 to 1238 code for a protein of 379 amino acids. Gene Ontology annotation, molecular function: DNA-binding transcription repressor activity, RNA polymerase II-specific. Gene Ontology annotation, biological process: negative regulation of transcription by RNA polymerase II. The record is from RefSeq and is a predicted model, not a curated record.